GUCAUUUCAGCACUACUCACUGCUGUACUUCCCUGAGUUGGGUUCACCUCCGCAUCUGAACAUAGACAGCUGGACUCCCACCACGUUGGACUGAAACUAUGAUGGAUUAAGCUACUUUAAGAGCGGGAUUUAUGUGGAGAAAGUUUUACAAUGUUUUGAGUUAAUUAUUGCAACAUUAACAGCAUUUCUUUAGUUAAUGCGUAAUGCAUUUCGCGUUAAAGCCUUCGUGCGCUUUGCUGUUGUUUUUUGGUGAUAGAGUGUUCAUGUAAUUUUCAUAACUUCUGCGGAUUUGUGGUGCUGUGCUUAAGAGCUAUGCUUUCAGUUGAAUAGCUUUGUCUUCGGUUUUCUGAAAAGUAGUGGUAUGCCAGGUCCCUCAUAUUGCCUGUUUGUCACGAAUUUAUUUGGAGACGCGUCGCCAAUGUGGUCUUAACAAGGGCUAGCUUUUUUUUAUCAGAAGUAGACACCUGUUAGUCCUCACCAGCUGUCGGAAUGAUCACUCUCUUAAUAGGAAUUGUAUACGUUUAUGCGUUCGGUAAAGGGCAGGUCGCUCUCGCGAACGUUACAAAGGGCAACCGCUUUGUCUGCACCGCUGUGCCCGCGGGGGCUGAUCUCAGCUGCCCCGUGUCCGCAACCAACCGAGUGCAGAGCGCAAGUGCUCAGGAAGAGGAAUUGAGGAAUACCAUUGUCCAACUACGGGAAACCAUUUUGCAGCAGAAAGAGACUAUCGUCAGCCAGCAGGGAACCAUAAAGGAGCUCAAUGCCAAACUUUCACGAUGUGAGGCUCAGACUCAAGAUUCCCCGCGAGAGGGCAAAGGAAGGGGCCAAGGGUCGAGGCGCAAGGACUUCAAUAAGAAUACAAUGGGGGACCUUCCGCGUGAUCCUACUGAGACCAUAGAGCAACUUGGGAAGACCAUGCAAACGCUGAAAGAUCGCCUUCAGAACUUAGAGCAACAGCAGCAACUGCGCAUCAACGCCUCAGGUGCAACCUUUCCAAAUGAGCUGCGCGACCUUCUCAGGCGCCGGCUGAGCGAUUUAGAGAACCAGCUGCUGACUAAAGUGGCCGAGCUGGAGGAGGAGAAGGCGCAGCUAUACAACGAGACGGCUGCCCACCGGCAGCGUACCGAGAGCACGCUCAACUCCUUAUUGGAACGGAUUGCAGAGCUGGAGAGAAGUAACAGCGCUUUCAAGUCUCCGGAGGACUUCAAAGUGUCUCUGCCCCUUCGCACCAACUACCUGUACGGACGCAUCAAGAAGAGUCUGCCGGAGAUGUACGCCUUCACCGUCUGCAUGUGGCUCAAGUCCAGUGCCCGGCCAGGCAUCGGCACCCCCUUUUCCUACGGGGUCCCUGGCCAGGCCAACGAGAUUGUUCUCAUCGAGUGGGGCAACAAUCCCAUUGAGCUGCUCGUCAAUGACAAGGUGGCCCAGCUUCCCCUCUCCAUCAGCGACGGGAGGUGGCACCACAUUUGCAUCACCUGGACAACCAGAGACGGCUUCUGGGAGGCCUAUCAGGACGGCGAGCGGCUGGGUGCCGGAGAUAACCUGGCCCCCUGGCACCCAAUUAAGCCUGGCGGAGUGAUCAUCCUGGGCCAGGAGCAGGACAUUGUAGGAGGAAGAUUUGAUGCAACUCAGGCCUUUGUGGGAGAGCUGAGCCACUUCAACAUGUGGGAUCGUGUCCUGCGGCCAGUGGACAUCUCUGGCAUGGCCAACUGCUCCUCCUACAUGCCUGGCAACGUGGUGCCCUGGGUGGACGCUAACGUGGAGGUGUUUGGUGGUGCCACCAAGGCCGCCCUGGAGAUAUGCGAGGAUCGCCUGUUUGAUUCUUAAGGGGGCAAGUCUGCACUAUUUUUUGUCGUUGUUAUUUUGUUUGUUUGUUAAUUUUGAGGUCUUUCGUGCUGACUUCACCUUCUCUGUGCUGCUUUUCACACUUUCUUACUUGGGAGAAAGGGUGACUCGUGCUCCAGAGUAUUCACUGUGUUCUUUCUGAAAACAUGAAACAAGGCAACAUUCUCUGCUCUUUUUCUUGUCUUUUGUCCUUUUGUCCGUGUUAGCAGAUGUGAUGAAUGGCAAUCUAAAGCUGCUCAUUUGAAGUAAACUUUCUCUUCUGUCACCAGUUGGUUAGAUAUGCUUCUUCUGUGGCUCACGGUAAAAGAAAAAAAUAUUAGAAAGCUGUUUACAAUUGUGCAAUUUAUUUUUUUAUAUGCUUACAUUUUAACAUAUAUAUACUUAUCACAGAGGAUUUUAGCAUAUUGUGGACAAUCCAGAUUGAAAUGCAUGGAAUUAUAAACGUUACUGUCAUGUGGUGUAUGUCUAGUCUGGCAUUGUGAUCAGGCUCUAGUGUGUGCUGAGCUGUGUCUGAGGGUCAUAAAGAUGUCUGCCAAGCACCUCUACCCACUCACCAUUUGUAAUUACCAUGAACACCAUUGUCUCUAUGCGACCCCAUCGUAUGUGUGGGUGCAUGUAUGUGUACGCAGAGGUGUAUGAGCUGUCUUGCGUGUAAAAGGCUUCAGAUUAGUGGAGGGAACAUCCACAUUCUUGUAAAUCUACGCUAAUACAGCUUCCUCUUGAGCAGCUGCCAUCCUGAGCUGAUUUUCGUGGGGCUCGGCCCGGUGAGGUUAAAAGCAAAGCCGCAAAAGCUGCCAGGAACUGGCGGGAAUUCAGCCUGGGCUAAACGUCAGCAGGCCCACGUGUGUGUAUGCAUGUGUUUGUGUGCGCAGUUGGAAGUGGACCUGCUUAAGGGACCCUUCAUUUAUGAGUCCAUGACCCUUAACUUAUCUCUCAAAGAAGUUACAUUAUGAAGACCAAAAAACGGUUGGUGAAGGCUUUUAGUCUUGGACUGGGACCGGGCAAAACGCCAGUCAAGAACAACGCCAAUGAAACAUGCCGUGCUGUACUGGCAUGCGAAGAGACUGGUGAGAGAAAUGAUGUGUGUUAUAUAAAUUCCACGUUUUUGGGACGUGACUCAUAAUUCAUCCAGGGUUAUCCCCCCAACCUGAUGAGCCUUCGACAGAGCAAUCGUGUGCUGGGAAAAGAUGAGGAGGGUUGGAGGGUGAGGGAGAAAGUUAAGACCAGGAAUUUCUAGUUCAAUAUUAUCACCGUUUCUAAUGAAACGGUGAUAAUAUUGAGGGCAUUCAUGAUUAUGUCAGAAGGGGAUACUUAUUCUGCUCAAGACUAGUUUGCAGUCAGUUUAUUUCAUGAAACAUUAUGAAAUCCAAAAUGUUUUGGUAUUGCUGUGCAGUGUGUACAUAUGUGAUAAAAUGUGAAUUUACCUUUUGCUUCAAAUAUUUUUGUUUUCUUAUUAUUGCUUUUUUGAUGCCCUACUGAUAACACCGCAAUGCCUGUCAAUCUUACACAUACUGUGUUGGACUGUGAAUUGACCAAGGAAUUCUGGGAGAAAAGGGAACUCUUGAUAUAUCAUUAUUAUUUAAUGUAAGAUAAGGACUAUAUUUUUUAUGAUUUAACUAUGUAUGGUAAAUUCAUUAUUUCUAAAUGUGCACUGUAUCAGUCCAUGAGCUAUUGCUGACUCACUGGUGCAGUUGUCUAAUAGCUGUCUUUUAGAUGGGCCUUCAUGCACUUUGGCCCCACCUGGAAUGUUGCAGAGAUGUACACUAUAAAUUAUUGACCGAUCACUUCAGACAUCUGAAUGUUGUUGUUGCAUUGUCUAUAAAUAUUUCAUAAAUAAAAUGUAGGGAAAGAAAACACAGCACUAGCUCUAAAAUGUGUGUUAACUUUUCUACACUCAUAAGACAGUGACUUUUUGAGAAUCUGUCAUGUACGUACUUCUCAUUUUGUAUCAGAAUGUAAGAGAUUACUCACAAUCAUAAAUGAUAUGUUUCAAUGGCCUUUUUCUUUUGGAGCACCAAAUGUGCUUUGUGGGUUUGCCCAGGGAUCAGACCUCAUAUUGUGAUGCUAUCAGCGCAGUGAGAAAUAGGAGAGGAAGCUGGAGCGAAAGAGGAAUUUAAAAAUUUAUUUGCUGUCAUUCCUUCUUUCUGUCCCCCCAAAACGAUGUACUCUAUGCUUUUCAAUGUUGAGGUGUGGAUGAAUGCCCUUUUGCACCCAAUAAAUGAAUGUUUCAUAAUUCA
Alosa sapidissima (American shad) is the source of this 4079-nucleotide messenger RNA. RefSeq names its product neuronal pentraxin 2a (gene nptx2a). Bases 490 to 1824 code for a protein of 444 amino acids. The record is from RefSeq and is a predicted model, not a curated record. The transcript has 5 exons. NCBI's taxonomy places the organism in Eukaryota, Metazoa, Chordata, Actinopteri, Clupeiformes, Clupeidae.